Messenger RNA from Cadophora gregata, 2316 nucleotides. RefSeq lists its product as uncharacterized. NCBI's taxonomy places the organism in Eukaryota, Fungi, Ascomycota, Leotiomycetes, Helotiales, Ploettnerulaceae. Gene Ontology annotation, molecular function: zinc ion binding; DNA binding; DNA-binding transcription factor activity, RNA polymerase II-specific. The record is from RefSeq and is a predicted model, not a curated record. The transcript is spliced from 6 exons. Bases 1 to 2316 code for a protein of 771 amino acids. Gene Ontology annotation, biological process: DNA-templated transcription; regulation of DNA-templated transcription.
AUGAACUCCACGACAUCAGCGAAUACACCCGAGAAUCCUCUGGGAGGCUCUGCGAACGGUAUAAAUGGCGUCAAGUGGUCGCCGCCCUCCAAUGCUCCAUCACAAACCCCGCUGAUCGGGAGCUGUAUCCAUUGCCGCCGGCGCAAAGUUCGAUGCGAUAAACAAUCACCUUGUGGGAACUGUGUGAGGUUUGGCACGGAAUGCGAGUUAGCCCCUCGAAAGAGGGCUCCUAGACGACCUAGGAAGCCGGUAGAUGGGGGAGAAUAUACAGGCAGAGAGCUGGAGUUGAUGAAGCGGCUGAACAGCCUGGAGGGAAUCGUAAAAGAACUUAGCAGCCACGUCGAUACAAACGACUCGAGUCCUGCCAAAUCUGCCGACCCAAUAGAGAAUGGAGAGGAUGUUCACAUUAGAGCUGUGGGGAGGUCACAAACUGCACCAUCAGGUCUGAGGAUACCGGAAUCAGGAGAUGUUGUACCUGUCGAGAAAAGCAUGGGGACUCUGAUGUUGUCAGAUGAAGGCAAAACUCGUUAUGUUCAACGAAACUUCUUUUCUCGUCUGACAGAUGAGGUGGAUGAUCUUGUUCAAUUAUUCUUCGAUGGCGAUCGGGAAGAGGAUGAAGAUAUUUCUUCGCCUGAGACCAGCUCAGCAUCAAACGACCGGGAUCACCAAAGCUUCGUAUUUGGGUAUGCUUCGACACAGCUCAACAUGAGAGACUUACACCCCUUGCCCUCCCAGUUACCGUAUUAUGUGCAGAUAUACGCGGAGAAGGUUGACCUCCUCGUCAAAAUUCUGCACAUGCCUACCGUUGAAGCUCUCUUCAAAGAUGCGCAAAAUGAUCUGAAUUCCUUGAGCCGAAGUUCAGAGGCUUUGAUAUUUGCUAUCUACUUUGCUGUGAUUACAAGCAUGUCUGUUGAAGAAGUCAAAUCGAAUUUGGGAUUUGAAAGGAAAGCCAUCUAUGACAAAUACCGCUUUGGUACUGAGCAGGCACUUGCUCGAGCCAACUUUCUAGAUACCUCAGACUUGACUACGCUUCAAGCCUUUGUUCUGUACCUCGCCACAGUCAGAUGUGAAGAUCAUACCCGAGUUCCCUGGGCUUUGAUGCGGUCUGCGGUCGGAGUUGCGCAAUCUAUGGGCCUCCAUAGAGAUGGAAAUGUUUUUCACCUCAGUCCAUACGAUGUGGAGAUGCGUCGUCGUCUAUGGUGGCAGCUGUGCAUUCUAGAUUUCCGUCUCUCAGAGAAGGACGGAUCAGAGACGUGCACCAUGGAUAUAUCAUUCGAUACGCAACGGCCGCUGAAUAUCAACGACUCAGACCUUCUACCUGAUGCGCUUGUUGCUCCAGAGCCACGAGUUGGCCUUACAGAUCUCUCGAUUGCACUCAUCACUUGCGAGAUCAGCUCCGCCGCACAUAAGCUACUGUCGUAUCGAAGCGAUGACGGAGUUGCGCAAGUUUCCGGGAAAGAAGAACGAAUACGAAAAUUCUGUCAAGUUUUGGAGGAGAGAUACGUCAAGCACUGCACAGAUUUGACCCCGAUCUCUUGGAUGGUCUCAAGGCUUUGCAAGCUCGUGAUCUGCAAGCUGGAAUCGAUGCUUCUCCUACCCCUGACGAGAACCGAAUCUACAAAUCGGGAUCCAGAGUCGAAAGAGCUGUACGACAAGAUGUUCCUUGCCAGCAUUGAGGGCGUUGAGCUUCGACGAGAUCUUGAAGCCGACAUAACCAAACAAUGGCAUUGGUAUCUUCGUACGAUCAUCCAAUGGCAUGCAAUUGCAUACUUGCUUUCAGAGCUUUGUGUAAGGGAGCCUGAUGACAAUGUGACUCGAGCCUGGAAUGUGCUGGACCUCGUUUUCCAGGACUACCGAGAAAUUCAAGGCCACGGCGCCCCUGGAAUGCUGAUGGCACCGAUGAAGAAGCUGAUCGCCCGAGCCAGGCAAAAAAGAGCCCAGGAUCUGGAGAAAUUAAGGGCGGCCGAAAUAACAGCACAGACAAAUGGCCAGCUAGACAAUACGGCUGCUACACAAAUACCAGAUAUUCCUCCAGCUCAAGAUUUCUUCCCAGGGACGUUUGAUUUUCAGAAUGUCUCAACCCCUCAAGGACAAACAUAUGGAGACUAUCAGCAAGACUGGCUUCAGCAGCAACAGCAACAAUAUCCGACCAUGGCACCCACGCCUUGGCUGUUGGAGGAUUCCGCGUUGCAAGAUUUGGGGAUUGAUAUGAAUUAUUUGGAUCCGAAUAUGGAAUGGGAAGGAUUGAAUGAUUUGAUGAGUCAGAUGGAGCCUGCUUAUGGCUCUAAUUCUCAUGGGCCUUUUGGUGGGUGGUAA